UUUGUGAUUCGGCGCACGUCAAUAGUGGACUAUCCGAAAUUCAGGCAUCGUGGAUUUCUAUUAGAUCCUACGUCUCGUCAUUAUUUCCCCAUCGAAUCGAUCACGAAAACUCUAGACGCCAUGUCGUAUUCGAAAAUGAACGUGUUUCACUGGCACAUAAUAGGCGACCAGAGCUUCCCGUAUCAGAGCAGCGCUUUUCCGAACCUGAGCGAAAGAGGAGCUUUCGGGAAAUCGGCCAUUUAUACGAAAGAUGACGUCAAACGUGUGAUCGAACACGCAAAACUUCGAGGCAUUUGUGUUAUUCCAGAAUUCGACACCCCAGGACAUUCGUUAUCUUGGGCACUCGGUGGUAUUCCGGGACUACUAACUGAGUGUUCGGAUCCAAAUCAAUUUGGGCCUAUCGACCCGACGGUCGGGGAAAACUACGAUUUUAUCAGAACGCUAUUUUCCGAAGUCAGCGAAUUAUUUCAAGACAAUUACUUACACCUCGGUGGCGACGAAGUAGAUAAUUCGUGUUGGUCACGCAUUCAAGUCAGGCUCGGGCUUAAAGAAGGAAGGGAGUUAUUCAAAUGA
This is a messenger RNA of Acyrthosiphon pisum (pea aphid), 573 nucleotides long. Its product is annotated as beta-hexosaminidase subunit alpha-like. NCBI's taxonomy places the organism in Eukaryota, Metazoa, Arthropoda, Insecta, Hemiptera, Aphididae. Gene Ontology annotation, molecular function: beta-N-acetylhexosaminidase activity. Gene Ontology annotation, biological process: carbohydrate metabolic process; glycosaminoglycan metabolic process; ganglioside catabolic process. The record is from RefSeq and is a predicted model, not a curated record. Gene Ontology annotation, cellular component: membrane; lysosome.